UUAACAUUUAGCAAUAUGCAGCUGAAACAGACACUGGUGACUAUCAACAGAGCAGAGACAAAUGUAAACCUGGAGGAUGCCCGGACCUCAUCUCAUGCUCCUGAUGACCAUAUAAAGCUCGACUUGUCUUGACCUAUCACAAACACAGUAGACUUGCCAGAAACGCAUUCACACACAUACAUAGUCACUUGCAGGCACGUAGUCACACUCGCUCCCUAAAGUGGUCACACACACCGUGUGAGUUUAAUUGCUUGCCUCUGGAGAAAAGACACAACACCACAUUGUUUCAGCAUGUGCUCCUCUCCUUCCCCCUUCUCCUGGCUGUUACGGGUGUUUUGUCCACACAGGAAACAUUAACCUCUUCCUGCAUUAGCUGGUCACUCUUACAAACCUCUCUCUGACUCUUUUUUUACCCCAUGAGGUCAGCUGUUAGUCAUCGGCGUCAGGGGCUGAGGGGUGGACUGUCAGUCCAUGGGCUCCUUCUGAAGAAAUCCUGGAGAAAUGUUUUAGAUGAGAAAUUGGUGAUGAUGGUGUUUGAAGGUUGGUUUUAGUAGCCAUAAAGUUUUUGUUGUUGUUGUUGUUGUUGUCCUGGUCUGGCACAUCCACAUGGCCUUACAGGAGAGUGGAGGAGAGGACCCUGCCCCCACAGCACAUUAUAAACUCCUACCUAACAAGAACAAUCUGUGUGCAGGCCGGAGAGCUCAGACACUCUUGGGAAAACUGAAGGGGGAGGAGAACAGAGGAGAGGCAGAAGGAGGGAUUUGUCCUCAUGGUUAACGACAUUUUUUUCAAUAUCCAACCUCCUGCCUGAAAUCUGAAACUGCAGAAGUGGCGUGGCUCACCAAGCACUUUGCUGGGCUCUCUCUCUCUCUGUUCCCUUUUUUCCAGACUGGUCUCACUCAUCCUCCAUCAGAGGUGAUUCCAACAGAGACACUUCUUCUCCUACAGUGGAUGAUCCUGAGGGGAUACGAUGCUCCCGAUGGCCCUUCAUCAGAUUGGUCUGUGUGUGAUGUUUUGCAUCAGCAGCAGUUUGGCCACACCUCUACCUUUUUCCAGUUUGAUGGAGGGAAGUACAGAUGAGGAAGACCUCAGUUAUUUAACUUCCUCCCUGCCCACCAGCUACUUUUUCUCUGAGAGCCAAACCACAGCUGGUGGACCCACCCGUGUGGAAACUGACUUUUUGAGUCAGGUUGUGAACUUUCUGGAGGAGAACAUGCUCCUCAUCCUUGUUACAGCCAUCUUCAUCCUUCUUGUGUUUCUUAUUAUCUGUGGGGCAAUUUUCAUGAGCCGGAGGCGAAAGGUCAAUGCCUACUACCCAUCCUCCUUCCCCACAAAAAUGUAUGUGGACCACAGAGACAAAACCGGAGGUGCUAAACCCUUUAAUGAAGUGCCAGAAAAACCAGCUCCCGAGCAGGAAACUGAGCCACUGGACUCACACAAGCAGCUCCAGGCCGACAUCAUGAGGGCUGCCAAGAGCCUGCGCACGCCAAAUAAAUGUGUUGAUGCUGCAGAGGGAAGUGACCACAGUCAGAAAGAAGUAGACCACAGUCCCGAGGACAACUCUAAACCAGAUGGCAGCAUUUUGGAUCAGCAGCUUCCGAGUCUCCCUGAGGAAAAGGAGCCAUGCGAGCUCUCUGACAGUGAAGGGGCCACAGCAGGAGGCAGCCCAGAGCCGAGUCCUCCAGAGCAGCCUCAUCCAGUGGAAGAUGACUCACAGGAGCCUUUGAUUGGCAGGAGUCUGCGACCCUCUUCUCUGCAUAUUCACAAUGACUCUGCUACACUUCAGCUGAUUGCAGGAGAGAAAACAGCCUUCUAACUACUCCGAACACUUUGGACCAAGUAUACUCUCCACUUUGGAUCCACCAGUUGCAGUUUGUCCAGAAAACUUCAAAAGUUUCCACAGAUUUGCAGAGUGAAAGGUCAAAAAGUCCCAUCACUCGGUGUUUUAUGUUUUUGUUCAGUGCAGGAAAGAUACAUGCAGCAGAACUUUCCUCUCGUUGGAUUUUAUAAACAUGUCUCAUGAAGUAAUGUCUUUAAUGUCUGGCUUAAAAAGAAUUCCUUUUAUGGAGUUGUUUUGUUGUUGUCAUUUGGUUAAUUCCUUAGUGGUAUGGUCCCAGUUACCACGUAUUUCUGUACAAAAACACGGAGUAUUGACUAACUUUAUACAGAUCAGUAUGGUUUAAGAUGUAAACACUUUUUAAUGUUUUUAUUUAAGUACAAUUAAAUGCAUAGAUUAUCAGUAAACCUCAGGUAUAGACCUGUUUAAUUACAGACCCCACCUUGACAUGUUAUAGCAGGAAAAGCAGAGUUCAUAACAUAUCCAUUUAAUUUAGGUGAACUAGUUCUACAAGCACUAUACUGUGCAUUGUCCAUCAUUA
Toxotes jaculatrix (banded archerfish) is the source of this 2378-nucleotide messenger RNA. RefSeq names its product transmembrane protein 119b (gene tmem119b). Gene Ontology annotation, cellular component: plasma membrane. The transcript is spliced from 2 exons. NCBI's taxonomy places the organism in Eukaryota, Metazoa, Chordata, Actinopteri, Toxotidae. The coding region runs from base 971 to 1816 and encodes 281 amino acids. The record is from RefSeq and is a predicted model, not a curated record. Gene Ontology annotation, biological process: positive regulation of osteoblast differentiation; ossification; positive regulation of bone mineralization.